AUGGAUGACUCCAUGUUCGACAUGGAGGACGGUAGUUCAGACUUUGAACCUGUCACCAAAUCAAAGCCCAAAGCUGCAAAGAAAUCGGCGGAUGCGAAACCUGCGGCCAAAAAGGCAGCUGCUCCGAAGGCGAAACCUGGUCCGAAGCCCAAGACAACGGUCCCCAAGAAGCGCUCUAAGAAAGACGCGGAAGAUGAGAGCCUGGUCAGCGACGCGGCCGAUGCCUUCGAUGAUGAAUCCCUUCUUGCAGAUACCCCUCCCAUGGCAAAGAAGGUCAAGCCAAACCCGAAUCCUGUCAAGGGGAGCCACAAGAAGCCUCUAGGUGACCUCGUCAACGAGGCGAUUGGGACAGAUGGCGCAAACGAUUCCCCGCAGCCACAAAGAAAGAAGCGCGUCUCUGAGCAAUACCAAAAGCUCACGCAGUUGGAGCACAUUAUCAAGCGUCCUGACACAUACAUUGGUUCCGUCGAACGUACAGAGAAGCAAAUGUGGGUCUACAAUACUGAGCAGGACUCGAUGGAGUUUCGUGAGGUCUCAUACGUUCCCGGCGUGUUCAAGAUAUUUGACGAAAUCUUGGUCAAUGCCGCAGACAACAAGCAGAACGACAAGAACAUGAACGAGAUUCGUGUAACCAUCGAUCGCGAGAAGGGCGAGAUCAGUGUCUGGAACAACGGUCGCGGCAUUCCCAUCGAGAUCCACUCAAAGGAGAAGAUCUACAUCCCGGAAAUGAUUUUCGGGCACCUUCUCACUGGCUCGAACUACGAUGACAACGAACAGAAGAUCACCGGCGGCCGAAAUGGUUACGGCGCCAAGCUUGCCAACAUAUUCAGUACAGAAUUCACAGUCGAGACAUCCGAUUCGAGACAGAAGAAGAAGUACAAGCAGACCUGGACCAAGAACAUGUCUGAGAUGGGCAAGGCGAAGAUCACCGACGCCAAAGGCGAAGAUUACACCAAGGUUACCUUUUUCCCAGACUUUGCAAAGUUCGGCAUGAGCGCUAUGGAUGAUGACUUGGAGGCCCUUUUCAAGCGUCGUGUGUACGAUCUCGCUGGCACUUGUAAGGGUGUCAAAGUGAAACUCAAUGGCUCUGCGAUCCCAGUCAAAAACUUCAAGAAGUAUAGCGAGAUGUACACCAAGGCCAUCAAGAAAGAGCGUGGCGUUGAGGCUGCUAAUGAUGCCUCGGAUAUCAUCACUGAGUCUCCCGACCCUCGUUGGGAGAUCGGAUUUGCUGUCUCAGACGGCUCUUUUCAGCAAGUCUCCUUUGUCAACUCCAUCGCAACAACCUCCGGAGGCACGCACGUCAACUAUAUCGCCGAUCAAAUUGUCAAUCGCUUAAUUGAAAUCGUGAAGAAGAGGAACAAGGGUGGCGCACAAUUGAAGCCGAAUCAGAUUCGCAACCAUAUCUUUAUCUUUGUCAACGCACUGAUCGUCAACCCAGCCUUCACAUCGCAGACCAAGGAGCAACUUACCACGAAAUCUAGCCAAUUCGGAAGCAAGUGCCAGAUCUCCGACGAGUUCAUGAAGAAGGUGGCGAAGACUGAGGUCAUCGAAAACAUUCUCCAUUUUGCUCAGCAGAAGGCUGAUCAGAUUCUCAAAAAGUCUGAUGGCAGCAAGCGCAGUCGCAUGAACAACCCGAAGCUGACUGAUGCGAACAAAGCCGGCACCAGAGAGGGUCACAAGUGUACACUGAUCCUGACUGAAGGUGACUCAGCCAAAGGCCUGGCGAUGGCAGGACGAUCCGUUGUAGGCCCAGAUUUGUUCGGUGUCUUCCCACUACGUGGUAAGCUACUCAACGUCCGAGAUGCUUCGGUCGAUCAGAUCUCGAAGAAUGCCGAAAUCCAGAACAUCAAGAAUUUCUUGGGCCUCCAACACAAGAAGACCUAUACUGAUACAAAUGGUCUUCGUUACGGUCAUUUGAUGAUCAUGACCGAUCAGGAUCAUGACGGAAGUCACAUUAAAGGGUUGCUGAUCAACUUCCUACAAGUACAAUUUCCCAGUUUACUCAAGAUUCCAAAAUUCUUGGUCGAAUUCAUCACUCCCAUCGUCAAAGUUUGGAAGGGCGACCCCAAGAAUCCGACUCAGUCCCGGUCGUUCUACACCAUGCCCGAGUACGAAGCCUGGAAAGAGGCUCACAAGCACGAAAAAGGAUGGGAGAACAAAUACUACAAGGGGUUGGGUACAAGCACCACCGAAGAUGCGCAGCAAUACUUCAACGACAUCGAUAAGCACCACAAGGAAUUUGACGUAAUGCAGGACGAGGAAGCGUCCUUGAUCGAACUUGCUUUCUCCAAGAAGAAGGCAGAUGAACGCAAGGAGUGGCUACGACAAUUUAAGCCCGGCACAUACCUCGACCAUACCACCAAGAGCAUUUCGUACACUGAUUUUGUUAAUAGAGAGCUGAUACUGUUCAGUAUGGCUGACAACAUUCGAUCCAUUCCUUCUGUUGUCGACGGCUUGAAGCCCGGCCAGCGGAAGGUCAUGUACGCAUGCUUUAAGCGAAACUUGAAGAAGGAUAUGAAAGUCGCUGAACUGGCAGGUUUGGUUGGUGGAAUGACAGCUUAUCACCAUGGCGAGGCUUCUCUUCAACAAACGAUUGUCGGCUUGGCUCAAACCUUCGUUGGAUCGAAUAACAUCAACCUUCUUGAGCCAUCAGGCCAAUUUGGUACUCGAAACCAGGGAGGAAGUGACUCUGCAAGCGCUCGUUACAUCUUUACGCGCCUAUCACCUUUUGCCAGGAAACUCUUUCACCAAGCCGAUGAGCCUCUUCUCACGUACAAUUUCGAUGACGACAAAAAGAUCGAACCGGAAGUUUAUGCACCGGUCGUCCCCAUGAUUCUUGUCAAUGGCGCGGAUGGUAUCGGAACGGGCUGGAGCUCCUCGAUUCCCAACUACAACCCUGAAGAUAUUGUGGCGAAUCUGAAGCGCAGAAUGGCUGGGGAGGACUGGAAGCCCAUGCAACCAUGGUUCCGUGGAUUCAAAGGCGAGGUCAAAGAGACAGCCCCUGAUCGUUUCCAGUUUAGCGGUAUCAUCACGCAGACCGGUAACACUGAGGUGGAGAUUACCGAGUUGCCCAUUCGCACUUGGACACAGGAUUUCAAGGACAAGCUCGAGGAGAUCAUCAAGGCAGAGAAGACUCCGUCGUUCAUCAAAGACUAUAAGGACUACAACACCCACGACUCUGUGCACUUCAUCAUUCAGAUGGAUGAGAAACACAUGAACGCCGCCAUCUCGGAAGGACUUGUAGAGAAGUUCAAGCUCACCAAGUCCGUAGCAACGUCGAAUCUCGUUGCAUUCGACCCUGAAGGCCGUAUCACCAAGUACGCAAAUGUCGAAGCCAUCAUGGACGAAUUUUACAGCUAUCGCCUGCAGCUGUACGCCAAGCGGAAAGAGUGGCUCUUGCAAGAGAUGCAGAAGGAAUUGAGGCGGUUCACCAACCAAGCUCGAUUCAUCCAGAUGAUCAUUGAUGGCAAACUUAGCAUCUCCAAGAAAAAGAAGGCCGUUCUCAUUGCUGAGCUCCGAAAGCUUGGGUUCGAUGCGUUUCCCAAAACUCAAGAUGCCGCCAAGCAUGGCGAGGAAGAGCCUGUUGUCGAAGAAGAUACGGAAGAUGAUUCUGUCGAUGCCAGUUCCUAUGACUACCUUCUUGGCAUGCCCUUAUGGUCAUUGACACAAGAACGUGUCGAGCGGCUACAACGACAGAUUGGUGACAAAGAAGCAGAAAUUGAUGUCUUGAUGAAGAAAUCCAAGGAAGAUCUCUGGAACCACGACCUCGACGAGUUCAUUGCUGAGUGGCGGUUCCAACUGGAGGACGAGCACAAUCGCAAGCGUAACAUCCGGAAAGGACGGCGUGUCUCGAAGAAAUUUGCCACCGCAGCCACUACUAAGCCGACCGCGAAGAAGCGAAAGGGACUUGGCGACGCUUUGGACGAUGAUUCUGAUUUUGAGGCGUUCGUGCCCAAAGCGAAAAAGGCUGCGCCAGCUCCAAAACCAAUCCAGCCUACAAAGCAGCGCUCUAUCGCGGCGUAUGUUGCCCCCAAGACGAAUGCUUUGAAAAGUGCGUUGGAAAAGAGAGCAUUGUAUACUGAUGGUUCCAGUGACCCCAUCGAAGAACCUGAAACGGACGCUGCGAAGCCAAAAGCUUCCAGCGAAGCGAAAGGCGCAAAACCCGAAUCGGAUGCCGAUGCUGCUCUCUCGAAAGCUGGCAGUCGGCAGUCUCGUGCUGUCACCAAGAAGCCUACCAAUUACGCUUUAUUGAGUGAUUCGGACAGCGACAACGGAGACGGGCUACUUGCCGACCUUGGUGACAUGGUCAAAGGGCUUCCUAGCAACCCCACCACUGAUAGUGGCAGCGAAGCCCGAGCUCUCUUCUCGAACUCGGUGUCUCGGCCAACCAGCAGUCACGGUUACAAGCCCAUUUCCAAACCCGUUGCAAAGACAUCAAUGAAUUUGUCAGAUGAUGAGACCGACUACAAGAUGUUGGCUCCUCAACAGUCUCCAAGACGGUCCAUCAUUGUGACGAACAAGGAUGACACGAACGUCCCCGAAGAGUUGGAUGAUGUGAUAAUCCCUGCGAAAAAGCCAGUCACGACGAAGGCGAAGAAGACAGUUAGCGAUGAUAGUGACAGCGACGCCGUCCUUCCGAAGCCUAAGAAGUCAGCACCUGGGAAGAAGGCUAUCAGUGACGAUAGCGACAGCGAUGUGGUCCCGUCUAAGCCGGCUAAAAAGGCUGUUUCCAAGAAGACGGUGAAGGAUGAGCUACCCAAAGCAAAGAAGCCGGCUGCGAAGAAAGCUGCUCCGGCAGCUAAGAAGGUUCAGCAGUCCCCGGUUGCGAAGGCCUAUGCAAAGAGAUUGGCGAAGAAGAAGGUGGUGGACUCGGACGACGAGAUGGAUGCUUUGGCUGACGAUAUUCUGAAAUCGCCCUCCGCAUCGGAUUCAGAUGAGCCUGUGGCCAGCAAUCCUGCACCGAGACCGGCGAGACGAGCGGCGACGACGAAGAAGGCGAUGGCUUAUACAUUCGACGAUGACGACGAUGAGGAUGGUGAUGCUGGAUUCCAGGAUGAUGGUUCCUCCGCAGCAUUCUCAGAUGAGUAA
Messenger RNA from Cladophialophora carrionii CBS 160.54, 5088 nucleotides. RefSeq lists its product as uncharacterized. NCBI's taxonomy places the organism in Eukaryota, Fungi, Ascomycota, Eurotiomycetes, Chaetothyriales, Herpotrichiellaceae. Gene Ontology annotation, cellular component: nucleus. The record is from RefSeq and is a predicted model, not a curated record. Gene Ontology annotation, biological process: sister chromatid segregation; resolution of meiotic recombination intermediates; DNA topological change. Bases 1 to 5088 code for a protein of 1695 amino acids. Gene Ontology annotation, molecular function: ATP binding; DNA topoisomerase type II (double strand cut, ATP-hydrolyzing) activity; DNA binding. The transcript has 2 exons.